AUGUCUAGCCUCCGGACCCGCAACGCCAGUUUACUGGAUCGCAGCAACCGCCAGGAACCCACAUAUGGUCCAGCUGCAUCAGAUCUAUCUGAGGGUGCGAACGCGGAUCCGACGUUUCGAUCGAUUCAGGCCUCGCAUCCGGAUCCUUUCGCCUAUUACAAGGCUUUCGUAGGUACGAGCUCGUCGCACCUACAGCCGCAAUCGCAAGCACAAGGGGGCGAUCAGCCUUGCGUCGUACAAGAUCACGAUGGUUACACCUGCCAUGAUAUUUCCGGGACCGGAGACGUGCAUCAUGACAUGGACUACCAACAACAGGCCAGAGCUCGAGCCGUUCCCUACAAUCUUGCCGUCCGGCUCGCAAAUCGCUCCAAUGGCGUGCCCCUAGCAACUAUUGUGGAGCAGGGUUCUUACUCGACGCUAAACUCCCAUGGCUCCCUCCUCAGCGUCGGCCGGUUCCCUUCGCCGCGUGUGGUGAAAAAUACCUCACCAAGCCGCGCCUCCAACAAAGUUUCCCAUACUCCAGAUGAUUACUCCCUCCAGCGCAGUACAGAAGACUCUCAGCCCGAGCACGUGCUAAAUGCACCAAGCAAAACGUACAAUGUACCCUUGUGCAAGGAUCCUAGCACCUCCUUGCAGGCUAACCAUGCCGCUAUCCAACCUGUAUUAAGCACUAUCCAACCUUUGCAACCUACAGUAUAUCACAUCAGCAAGACAAACACCGCCGCAGAUACCAGGAAUGUCAAAAGCUUCCUUCGUGGCGUUAUACAUAAUGCUCGAGCUGCCUCAAGAACCCGGCCUAGGUCGUUCUCAAUGCAGGCAUCAGCCACUGAAUACCCCGACGACCGGCCGGAGACGAGCGAGGAUAGCCUACAAAGCCAAUUGCCUGCUUCUGACAUGCCUCAACUGGGCGAUGACAGAUUUGACACGCCAUAUUGUAUGCCCACUGCAUCUCAAACCCUGAGCGCAACUGACAUGCUGGCUCCUGAAGAUCAGGCCAGAAAUGGGCAGACGUUCAUGGCGGACCCUAGACUUUCAGCUCAUGCGAUGCCGUCCUUGCUUGAUGCCAAACCGUAUAGGUUGGAGUCGCAAACUACACCUGCUGCCGUAGCGCAACUACCACCACCUUCGGCUGUAGCUCGUUCGCGUGAACGGUCCCCUUCCGUGCGUCUUGUGUACCCAGAACCACGCAAUGGAGCGCAUGAAGGCUGUAGCGCUGGAGUACCAACGCUCUCGAACGAAAGUGUGGAUACAAUCUCAGCUGGACAUACGUUCUAUGGCGUCUCCACGUCAGGCAGCAACAGCCGUUCGCCAACAGAGCUUGAACGCGCGAAGGAAGCUAGUCGAAACACAAGUUUCUGUAGUACCACGUCCACGUCCUACUCUGGAACGGUGGUGGGCGUUGAUGUUGACCUUCAGCACGACUUCCCUCAUCCAGUGCGCCCCUCGCGCUCACCCACACCUAUUGUACCGGUAUGGUUUACACCACAAAUGGCCGACCUGGAGAGGCAAGCUUCAAUUCCGGAGUUUCCUCCUGAGUCGCAUCAAGUUCCUGAAGCGGCACCUCCGCGUCGUUCAAUCACUUCAUCUGCGUUGACAUCUCUAUUACCAAUAGCUGCAGCAUCGGGUAUCGUUCGCCCAAACUACGAUACGCCCAAGAUUUCCUUCUUCUCGCCGUCGGGCAACCUCAUUCAGCCGGAGGGCAGCUCAACGCCUGGUACAUCGAGCACUUCAGACUUCAGCGGCUCGCCCAAUGUAACCACAUCGUACUACGAUACCAGAACUACACCCGCGGCUUAUAGUGCAUUUCCAAAAACGACAUGUCUACCUCCCCCAAGACCCUCUUUGAAGCCAAUGACCAUGCCACCCACAUCGUCGGCUCCACUUCCAGCACAUCUGCGGUUCCAUCACAACUACAGACGUCCUGAGCAGUCGCAGAUCGACUCCACAGUCGGCUCGACAGAAUCCUUCAUUGUGCCAGCUCCACCAGUCCAUGGCUGUGACGGGAUAGUACGGACCGAAAGUCUUGCGCCUUACUCCAUACUGCGCCACUCGUACGAAAAGAAUAAGUCACGCCCACAAUACAAACGGCGCAAGUCGGCUCGGUCCUUCACUGAAGACCUCAAGUAUGAAGCAAGAUUUCAAAGAGCUCGGUUGAUCACGGCUAUUCUUGCCAGCUGCACAUCGUCAGGAAAAGGAAGGGUCCUUCGCAAGCGAAAGGCUGCCAGCCGUAGAGCCGCAGCAACUGACUACGUUAGCAUGCCUCGGAACCACACAGGCGAGGGUGUGAAUAGUGCUAGGACGAAGCGAAUUCAUCCCCGCCAAACCAAGGGCAGCCGUGAUGUAGGGGUCCUCGGUCCGCUUGCCGGACACAUUUUGCGAAUUUGCUUCUGCCAGCCAUACGACAGCGCAGGGGAGGCGACGCAUAUUGCAGUUACCGAGAACAUCUGUAUUGGUAAGAGCGAUCACAUAGGGAUCAUGCAGAGUCGGUCGAAGAAGGAAAGCCCUUCCACAGAUGCGAAUGAAGUAGACGUGGAUGCAGCCUUACCAAAUGCUCGGGUCGUCGGCGGGACUGAAUGGAAGACGAGCAACAAUGUAUGCCAACGCACUACGGCCCGCAACGUAAAGAGAAACUCCAUCGCCGGCACAAAUCAAUACAUCAGGAUGCAAAGUGACAGUGUCAUCAGUGUGGGUGUUGCUCUUAGAACCGCUACUGCGGGUGGCUAG
Molecule: messenger RNA, 2724 nt
Organism: Alternaria atra
Lineage: Eukaryota; Fungi; Ascomycota; Dothideomycetes; Pleosporales; Pleosporaceae
Exons: 1
Coding region: 1-2724 (907 amino acids)
Source: RefSeq, a predicted model, not a curated record